GAAGCUUUUUGGUGCCCCAAUUUGUAAGUUCCCAUUCUCACUUGUUUCCGUUAUUUGUUGUCUUAUUGCUCUCAACAAAACCAUUCGUGUUAGGGUUUUCACAUCGCUACUUCGCUUUCCUUCUUCCCUCUCGCACGCCUUGUUUCAAAAUUUGCUAUAGUUUUGUGGUGGGUUUUGGCGGUGCAGAAGAUGUUCAAGAACACGUUCCAAUCUGGAUUUCUUUCCAUAUUAUAUAGCCUUGGGAGUAAACCUCUGCAGAUAUGGGACAAAGAAGUUGUAAAUGGCCAUAUUAAACGACCUCAGGAUGAAGACAUACAAUCCAAUGUGCUGGAGAUAAUUGGAUCAAAUAUUCAGUCUACAUAUAUUACUUGCCCUGCCGAUCCAGCUGCAACACUUGGUAUAAAACUUCCAUUCUUGGUUAUGAUUGUCAAGAAUCUAAAGAAGUAUUUCACAUUUGAGAUUCAAGUUUUGGAUGAUAAGAAUGUCCGACGUCGAUUUCGAGCUUCAAAUUUUCAAGCUGUCACUCGAGUAAAGCCCUACAUUUGCACAAUGCCAUUGAGAAUGGAUGAGGGGUGGAAUCAAAUUCAGUUUAACCUGGCUGAUUUCACCAAGAGAGCAUAUGGUACUAAUUAUGUGGAGACACUGCGGGUACAGGUCCAUGCAAACUGUCGCCUGAGAAGAAUAUACUUUUCUGAUCGCCUCUACUCUGAAGAGGAACUCCCUCCAGAGUUCAAAUUGUACCUUCCAAUGCAGAAAUCAUGAAAAUGUUGUGGGUGGAUGGACUUGGAGCUUGGGGAGAGUUGAAUGUUAUUUUAUAUGCAUACUACUGAUAGUUCUACUUAGUUUACUUCUUUAGUUUGAAAUUUGUAUCCAUAUCAUGCUAGAUCUAAUAAGAACUUUUGUGACUGUUCGUACCAGUAACAUUUUGUAAUUUGCAGUAAUGUUCUGACUUCUGAUGGUUAUCUCUGUAAUAUUGGUUGUCAAUUUUGAUAAUGGUGUGCCUUUA
Messenger RNA from Cajanus cajan (pigeon pea), 1006 nucleotides. It is a transcript of the gene BUG22, whose product is annotated as cilia/flagella-associated protein. The record is from RefSeq and is a predicted model, not a curated record. NCBI's taxonomy places the organism in Eukaryota, Viridiplantae, Streptophyta, Magnoliopsida, Fabales, Fabaceae.